Molecule: messenger RNA, 378 nt
Organism: Pocillopora meandrina
Lineage: Eukaryota; Metazoa; Cnidaria; Anthozoa; Scleractinia; Pocilloporidae
Source: the annotation of a GenBank genome assembly
CUAGCCGACCCAUGUUAUAGUUAUCAAAACCUGAGUGAUGCCAAUAGAAAGAGCAGUUACGUUACACCGUUAAAUGGACCAUCGUUGUGUGACCACUUACUCCCCAAAGGAUGGUAUCGUUUUGUGGGAGCUGCAGGAACAAAAAUGCCCACAACACGUGUGCCAGCAUACAGAUGUGGUACAGACCGGCCAGGUUGGUUGGAUGGUGCUCAUCCUACAGUGGAAGAUGGUGAAGUUUUCAGGAAGGUCUGCUUUAGUGAUCGCUCUACUGGUUGCCGAUACACAAAAAAUAUUUUUGUAAAAAACUGUGGAUCCUACUUUAUCUAUAAACUUAUAGAGCCAUUUAGUUGUCCCUCACGCUACUGUAGUGCAGACUGA